CUCCAAGGUUCCUAAAUGAUGAGCAUGAAAACAAUAGCAUUUCUUCAAGACGCCUCGAGCUGCUUCCCAGUGCUUCUCCUAAUCUCUUCUCUCACUUUAGCGUCGUCACCGUAUUUCUCUCUUGCUCUUUCCGAUUCUGAAACAGCAUUCAUCGCUCGUCGCCAGCUCUUAAGUCUUCCUGAGGGUGGUAAGUUGCCUGAUGAUUAUGAAUCUCAUGUGAAGCUUAAAUUCACGUUUGAGAAUCCCAGGCUUAGACGUGCUUACAUUGCACUUCAGGCAUGGAAAAGUGCUGUACAUUCGGACCCUCUGAAGACCACUCACAGUUGGGAAGGUCCCAAUGUUUGCGAUUACAAAGGAGUUUUCUGCGCACAUGCACUCGACGAUCGAAAGUUGAUAGUCGUUGCUGGCAUUGAUAUUAACCAUGCCGACAUUGCUGGAUACCUGCCUGUUGAGUUAGGCCUAUUGACUGAUUUGGCUCUAUUUCACAUAAACACUAAUCGGUUUUGUGGGAUCAUUCCCAAGAGUUUCUCCGAGCUUACUAUUCUUCAUGAAUUGGAUGUUAGCAACAACCGUUUCGUUGGUCCUUUCCCAGAAGUUGUUAUAUCCUUACCCGCGCUUAAGUUCCUUGAUUUAAGGUAUAAUAAUUUUGAAGGUGAAUUGCCAUCUGCGUUGUUCGAAAAGGACUUGGAUGCAUUGUUUUUAAACAACAAUCGGUUUGUGUCCAUCAUUCCUGAAACUUUUGGGUCUUCUCCGGCCUCCGUCAUUGUGGUUGCCAACAACAAGCUUUCAGGUUGUAUUCCAAAAAGCAUCGGCAAGAUGUUCAAUACGUUGAACGAGAUUGUGCUCCAAAACAACAAUCUCACAGGUUGCUUGCCAGUGGAGAUGGGGAUGCUUGGAAAUGUGACGGUUUUGGACAUUUCGUCCAACUCUUUCAGUGGUGUUUUGGGAAAGACAUUUAAAGGGCUUGGAAAAGUUGAAGAAUUGAAUGUUGCAAAUAACAUGUUAACUGGUUUUGCGUCGGAUGACAUUUGUCGAUUGCCGAGCUUGAAGAACUUUACGUUUUCUUCCAACUAUUUCAAUGGUGAGGCUGAAUCUUGCCAACCAUCCAAGCGGAGGGACUGUGUGUUCGACGAUGUUAGCAAUUGCAUACCAGAUAGGCCUAAGCAGAAGUCAGCUAAAGAAUGUCAUCCAGUGCUAAGUCGACCAGUUGAAUGCAGUCAGUCAAUGUGUGGUGGUGGAUCUCCACAACCGCGGCCAAAGCCCCAACUACCGAAACAAAAGCCCCUUAAGCCAAAACCACCGAAAGAAGAGGAAUCAGCUGUAACAAGGGAACGACCUCCACCACUUAAAUUGCCACCGCCAGUUGUUAAGCCCCCGAAACCAGUGUCAAAAUCAUCGAAACAAGAGGAAUCACCUGUAACAAGGGAACGGUCUCCACCACCAAAAUUGCCACCGCCAGUUAUUAAGCCCCCGACACCAGUGCCGAAACCACCGAAACAAGAGGAAUCACCUAUAACAAGGGAACGGUCUCCGCCAGUUAUUAAGCCCCCGCCACCAGUGGAAAAACCACCGAAACAAGAGGAAUCACCUGUAACAAGGGAACGGUCUCCACCACCAAAAUUGCCACCUCCAGUUGUUAAGCCCCCGACACCACCAGUCCACUCUCCACCACCACCUCCAGUCCACUCUCCACCUCCACCUGUUCACUCUCCUCCACCACCAGUGCAUUCUCCUCCACCUCUUUCUCCUCCUUCUGCCCCUAUUGUCUCGAAACCACCGCCAAAAAAAGAAUUGAUCCUACCACCAACUAUCGGCUUCCAGUACUCAUCACCGCCUCCACCAAAGUUCCCAGGAUACUAAUGGGAACAUCUUCAGUUACUUCCUUUUAGUAGUUUAACAAUCUUACAACAUAAACAUAGUAUUGUUAAUUAGUUGAUAGGUAGUCACUAAAAGAGAAUGUAUAUAUAAUUCUCUCCGCGCAAUACUCAUCGGCAAAAGUUAUAUGGGAAUUACAGUCUCUUCAAGUUGUUUAUGGAACUUCCACUUUUUCUUUUAGUUUUAUUUUGAGAAAUUAAUUUACAUCUAGA
Messenger RNA from Gossypium arboreum, 2087 nucleotides. Its product is annotated as pollen-specific leucine-rich repeat extensin-like protein 3. The record is from RefSeq and is a predicted model, not a curated record. NCBI's taxonomy places the organism in Eukaryota, Viridiplantae, Streptophyta, Magnoliopsida, Malvales, Malvaceae. The coding region runs from base 16 to 1860 and encodes 614 amino acids. Gene Ontology annotation, molecular function: protein binding. The transcript has a single exon.